This is a messenger RNA of Cuscuta campestris, 5487 nucleotides long. The record is from the annotation of a GenBank genome assembly. NCBI's taxonomy places the organism in Eukaryota, Viridiplantae, Streptophyta, Magnoliopsida, Solanales, Convolvulaceae.
GUUACCGAGGCCCCUGGGUUCCAUAACCCAACAUUGGUGCUCUCGUUGAGAGUGUCGAACACAUCAAGCGUGCUCCAAAGGAAAAUGGUUGCGUCAAGGAGAGUUACCAGGUCGUCUACCGCCAAUCUUGGUGGUGGUCUCAGGAUGACUGUAACGGCGCCGACCGGCGCAGGUCCCGAUGAGCUGGACAUCAGCCUCAAUCAGCUGAAUUGCGUCACCGCAUUCCCAGACGGCGAAUGACGAACGCUGGGGGGUCUCAGGCGCCAACCCAGCAGGUACCCACCCAGGGCGUCGGCGUUCUAACUCAGCCUCCUCCUGGCGGGCUUGUGUGUGGAGGAGGCAUGGUGUUGCCCGGUGAUUUCAACUCACCGUUCUUCCAAUUCGGGGAGACCUCUGGUGCGAGGACCCCAGGUCCAGACCCUAGCGGUUUCUGGGCCAUGAUGAGGGCGAUGAUGCUCAAUCAGCCCAUGACCGAUUUCCACAUGCCGGUCACGAUGCCGCAGCCGAUGCUCCAACCUGACGGACAUCGUGAGGUCCAGCAAAACGUGGUGGAAAGUGCAGAGCUUUUUGCCCAACACCUGAAGAAUCUAAUGACGGACUCCCGCCUGAAUCCUUUGGCCGGGGGACCCGAGAACAAGGAGUUGAGCCGAUCCCAGCAGCGGGACAACGGCAAUGGCCCGGAGCGUAGGCCUAGCAAGAAGCAAGCCAGCCGUCGAGACAAGGAAACGGCGAGCAAACGUCAUGAACCAUUGAAGGAAGGACAGGGUGAGAGUGAGUCGCACGUAUCCGUGUUCAGCCGGAUGCGAGUGCCGGUCACGGAACGGCUUUACGGCCGACGGAAUGCCUUCCUGCUGAACGAAGCGGGAAAGAUCAGGAUGCCUUGCGAGGAACAGUGUGACCGACACAGAGAGGUCCAUCCGGAAAGGCAAAAUUCCCGGGUCGAGCAACCCGUUCAACGUCCGAUUCUGAGGGCGCCACAAGGGACGCCUAUCGCGAUAGACGGGGACAUGGGCAGACCUGGGGACGAACGCAUCGAUCUUCUCUUGCAGAGAUUGGACGCCCUGGAAAGGAGGAACGGGGCGGGACAGGUUGCCGAACCCAUGUUCAGACUUCGUUCUCCUUUCUCCGAAAGGAUCCUGAGGGCACCACUGCUGAGCAGCUUUCAGAUGCCGCCCAUACCAAGGUAUGACGGGACCACAGAUCCGCAAGAGCAUUUCAACCGAUACCAAACCCUCAUGAACGUGGUAACGUUCUCCGAGGAAGUCCUUUGUAGGUCGUUCCCCGCCACUCUCGACGGGUUGGCAUCUGAGUGGUUCAAUGAACUGCCUGAGGGGAAGAUCGACUCAUGGGAGGAUUUGGCACGAAGGUUCCUGGUCCAUUUUGCCGGGAACAGGAAGAAGAAAUUACAUUUUUCACAUCUCCUGUCGGUUAGGCAACGACCCGACGAGCCGCUGAGGGAAUUCUUGGCGAGGUGGAAGCUGGAGACCACCAGAGUUUACGGAGCGGAUGACAAAACCAGGUUAUCUACCUUCCAUUUGGUCUUACGCUCAGGUGACUUCUCCAAGCGCCUAGCCCUAGAGAAGCCGAGGGAGUAUUCCAUCGCGCUGGCCAUGGCAGAGGAUGAAGCAGAGGAGCUGGAGGCAAAUAAGAAAAAGGAGGAAGCUGGAAGGCUGGGUUCUAUCGCAACUGCGGUGAAGCCCAUGCCGAGAAAGGUCACAAUCGAUGAGCGGCCACAUUUGCUAGUCGGACACUGCUUCCGGAAGGGCAGAGACCCUCGCGACCGACGAUCGCACGGAAAGGACAUAUAUGAAGAAGGAGGCGAGGACAUGAGACCUUAUCCUCCCAGAGGUCCCAAGUUGUUGUUCCCUGAUGAGCUCACGCCGCUUACACAUCCCGUAAGCGCCAUUCUAGAUUUCGCCGAGCAUCAGGGCUUGGUGGAGUACGAUCCGCGAUUCCCCCCGAUUUGCACUGUCGGAGAGGGCCCUUACUGCAGGUUCCACAGAGCGGCCGGUCAUGACACGGACGCGUGUAAGGUCCUCAAGAGGGAAAUCGAGAACCUGAUCCAGGCGGGAUAUUUGCGACAAUUCGUCAAAAAGAAGAACACAUGGCACAAGGAUGAUGGGAAGAAGAACGGGGACAACCGAGGGAAGAAACCGGCGGGAACUCAGCAGAAGAAGAGGAAGGAGAUAGGUCUCCCGAGCGACGAAGAAGAAGAAGACAACCCUAGACAGAAGAGGGUCGAGGAGAACAGAAUGAUCUACGGUGGCAACACCGGAGGAGACAGUGCCGAGCAAAGAAAGAAGUGGGUACACUCGGCCUAUAUCGGAGAUGUUCACAGCGCACCCGGACCGUCGAAAAUCACGAAGACGGAGCCCCUCCUAUUUGGUCCCAAGGACCUGCCUGAGAUCCCAUCACCCCACAGGGACGCGUUGGUCGUCAAGUGUGAGAUCAACGAGGUGGUAAUCCACCGAUCCUACGUUGACAAUGGGAGCUCGGUGAAUAUCAUGUAUGUAAGGACAUUUGAGGAGCUGGGAUUGAAGAAGGAACUUUUGAAGAGAGUAAGGACUCCCUUGUCCGGAUUCACAAGGGAUAUCAUCGAUUCAGAAGGCCUGGUCGAGGUGAUGGUCACCUUCGGCAAUGGAGAACACAAGAAGACAAUCUCGGUCGAAUUUUUGGUGAAACAAACAAAGAAGAUGGACGCCCAGGAUCUCAGGGUGGACAGUAUUGCCACGGCACUUUUGAAGGAGGAAGAAGGCCGUCCUCGAGCUGAGCCAGCAGAAGAUACAGAAGAUGUAGUGAUCAUGGAGGAGCAGUGGGAGAAGAAGAUCAAGCUCGGUAUUAACAUUAGUGCCGAACUUCGAUCGAAGAUCAUACAGGUACUCAGGGAGAACUUUGUGGUCUUUGCAUGGAGUGUCGAGGAUAUGCCGGGAGUUAGCAAAUCCCUGAUCACCCACCGCCUCGCGGUCGGAUCGGACGCAGAGCCCGUAAAGCAGAGAAGGCGGCACUUGAGCAAAGACCGGAGAGAUUUCGUGAAGAAGGAGGUGGACAUGCUCCAUGCAGCAGGGCAUGUCAAGGAGAUCAAAUACCCCACCUGGCUGGCCAACGUCGUGCUGGCACCAAAGGGGCAGACAUUCAGGAUGUGUAUUGAGCCCAACCCCGAGAAGGUCAAGGCGAUCCUGGACAUGGAGGCCCCCCGUUCUAUAAAGGAAGUACAGCGCCUGACGGGAAAGAUGGCUGCACUCGGCCGAUUUUUGUCAAAAUCCGCCGAGAAGAGUAUUCCUUUCUUUGGCACACUGAAGAAGGUCCCAGAAUUCCAAUGGACACCUGAAUGCCAGGCGACAUUCGAAGAACUGAAGAAGUAUUUGCUAACCCCGCAGGUAUUAGCAAAGCCGGUCAAGGGCGAGAAGCUGUACCUCUACUUGGGAGUUAGCCCUGGAGCCAUAAGCUCCGUUUUGUUGCGAGAGGAAGGAGACACUCAGCGCCCUAUCUAUUAUGUUAGCAGAACCUUGAGGGAUGCCGAGCUCAGAUACUCGGUGGUGGAAAAAACAAUCUUGGCCGUUGUCAACACGGUCAAGAAGCUGAACCAUUACUUCCAAGCUCACGAAGUGGAAGUGAGGAGUCAUCAACCUCUGAGCAUCAUCAUCAGGAAUCCGACGGCCUCUAAUAGGGUCAUCAAGUGGUCUGUCUAUCUGAGUCAGUACCAGAUAGAGAUGAAGCCGAGGGCAGCAAUCAGAGCCCAGGCCUUGGCCGAUUUCAUGGUGGAAUGCACGGCACGGGACAACAACCCCAUGCCAACGGCCGAACAGGGCGAAUGGUGGACUCUGUCCACUGAUGGAUCAUCAGCAGCAAAGGCUUGCGGUGGGGGCGUAGUAAUCCAAUCACCUGAAGGAUUCCGCUCCUAUCAUGCAAUAAAUUUCCAAUUCAAAGUGUCCAAUAAUGAAGCCGAGUAUGAAGCAUUACUGAGUGGACUGAGGCUCAUCCUCAAUCUAAAGGCCGAGUAUGUCAGGAUCAGGUGCGAUUCGCGCCUGGUCGUCAGUCAAAUCAAAGGGGAGUUCGAUACCAAGGAGGAACGGAUGCGUCUAUACAAGGAGGCGGCCUUGGAAUUGCUCAAAAUCCUUAAGGGUUACGAGCUCGUGCAGAUCCCGAGGGCGGAAAACACAGAGGUCGACGUCCUCUCCAAACUGAGCAACGACAGUCCCGAGCACAUCUCCAAGAUGGCUCACAUUGAAGACAUGGGGUCUCCAAGCAUUCACGUCCAGUUCAUUUCUGUCGUCACCAAGGAGGCCAGCGGGUGGAUCGCGGAAUUGAUCCGGUAUAAGAAGGAUGGAAUCCUCCCUAGUGACGAGACGGCGGCCCGUCUGAUCAAACGGAGGGCGCCGACGUAUGUCAUUGAGAAUGGCCGACUGUACAAGAGAUCGUACAACGGCACAUUGCUGAGGUGUGUUGAUGAAACCAAAGCGGGGCAGAUCAUGGAGGAGGUCCACGAAGGAAUAUGCGCGGCACAUCAAGGUCCUUUCUCCAUGGCCAGACGCAUUGUCCUGCAGGGAUACUUCUGGCCGACCAUGGUAAAGGACUGUGCCAAGCGCGCCAAGCAUUUGAUCGGACUAAUGCCGAGGGCACCCGGUAAUUUCCGCUGGAUCAUUGUGGCCAUCGAUUACUUCACGAAGUGGAUCGAGACCGAGGCUUUAGUUAGAGGAACCUCAGAACAAUGCUCAAAGUUUGUGAGCAACAACAUACUCUGCCGGUAUGGUGUCCCAAAGCAGAUCACUACAGACAACGGAACCCAAUUCGAAGCUGGAGAUUUCAAUGAACUUUUGGGAGAUUGGAAGAUAAGGCACACCUACAGCUCUGUGGCAUACCCGCAAGGGAACGGCCAAGUAGAGAACGCCAAUCGAACAAUCAUGGACGGGAUCAAGAAGAGGCUUGAAUCCUACAAGGGAGCGUGGGUCGAUCAACUCCCCAACGUGCUAUGGGCAUACCGUACCACUCUAAGGAGGGCGACUGGAGAAACGCCGUUUUCCAUGUGCUACGGCCUGGAAGCAAGGGCACCCUCGGAGGUGUUCAUCCCAACAUGGAGAGAGGAAAAUUAUGAAGCCAAGGAGAACGAGGAAGCCAUGGCGGCCGAUCUUAAUUUCGUUGAAGAACGCCGAGAGCAAGCUUUCCUUAAAGCAGAGAACUACCGAAGGCAAGUUAAAGAAUAUUAUGACCGCAAGGUCAGAGCAAGGGAGUACCAAGUAGGGGACUUGGUACUCAGGAAAAGGGAGGCCAGUCAGCCUACAGAGGGGGGAAAGUUUGCCAAAAGCUACGAAGGACCGUACAAGGUCACAGCUGUGCUCAGGCCAGGCACUUACAAGCUCUCCACGCUAGAAGGUCGCGAACUCGGCAGGCACUAGAACACGCACAAUCUCUUUUCUUUUUACAUGUAAGGCGCUGAGAACCGUAACCAGUCGGCCUCGGUAGCUAAAAAAAAAAAUCUUCUACUUAAUG